AUGGCGCAAAUACGAGGCACCGCAGGAUACAACUUGGGAUUGAACAAUCAGUUCGGCAACCAGUCCAGUGCCGUAACGAAUGAUCCGUCCCCUCUGGAUCAGAUCAGGGAGCAGACAGGCAAGAUUGAAGACAAGCUCAAUGCCCUCGGCGAGCCACUCAAGCCAUAUCUGCCUGCGAUCGGACGGUUCCUCAUUGUCGUCACCUUUAUUGAGGAUGCCAUUCGGAUCAUAACGCAGUGGAACGACCAGUUGCUGUACCUGAAGGACUUUCGAAAGAUACCAUGGGGUAUAACCCACUCCUUCCUCAUCUUCAACGUCAUCACCAUGUCCACCUGCUCGACUCUCGUCAUCAUGCGCCGCUACAGCGAGUAUGCUGUGGCCGGUCUUCUGGCUGUCGUGGUAGUUCAGGCUCUCGGCUACGGUCUCAUCUUCGACCUCAACUUCUUCCUACGAAACCUGUCAGUGAUGGGCGGACUGCUCAUGGUUCUGGGCGACAGCUUCGUCAAAAAGACACGCGUAUUUGCUGGGCUUCCCACUAUUGAUGAGAAGGACAAGAAGAUGUACAUUCAGCUAGGUGGUCGAGUGUUGCUGAUCUUCUUGUUCGUCGGAUUUGUCUUCGCUGGCGAGUGGAGUUUCGGUCGUGUGCUGGUCAGUCUGAUCGGCUUUGUUGCCUGCAUCAUGGUCGUGGUCGGACUCAAAGCCAAGCUGAGUGCAAUCAUCCUUGUGGUUCUGCUGUCAGGUUUCAACCUGAUCCUGCAUCCACAUCACCCGCACAAGGACUUCGCAAAAUACGACUUCUUCCAGAUUUUGUCCAUUAUGGGUGGGCUUCUGUUGCUGGUCAACAUGGGACCUGGCUCUAUCAGCAUCGACGAGAAGAAGAAGGUCUAUUAG
Cyphellophora attinorum is the source of this 891-nucleotide messenger RNA. RefSeq lists its product as uncharacterized. Lineage: Eukaryota; Fungi; Ascomycota; Eurotiomycetes; Chaetothyriales; Cyphellophoraceae. Gene Ontology annotation, cellular component: membrane; endoplasmic reticulum; endoplasmic reticulum-Golgi intermediate compartment. Bases 1 to 891 code for a protein of 296 amino acids. The transcript is spliced from 4 exons. The record is from RefSeq and is a predicted model, not a curated record. Gene Ontology annotation, biological process: Golgi organization.